AUGAUGCUCUGGCGCGAUGUGCGCCGCCAUGGCCGGCCGCUCAGCCUAGGGCUUCUCAUUCUCCAAAUACUCACCGUAGCACACUGGUGGAUGGUGACCAUGUAUCUCCCACGCAGCAGUACUUCAAGUCUGCCCCUCAUCCCAGGCUACACUAAUGCAGCGCUGCCCAGCGUGUCACGGGAAUCGUGGUGGGCGAAGCUGCGGAAACAGACCACACCACCGUUCUCUCAUCCACCGCCGCCGCCUCUGCACAACGAGGAGCCGACUCUGCCGCCGGAGCGAGUAGCUGCUAUCUCCACCUCCGCCCCCUCUGUGCCUCCGCGGCCGCCUGUGCCGAGCACUGCGCUGCCAACCGACGCGGGGGAGAGCACGAAAGGCGUCCCCGCUUUGCCACCGGAGCGGAUUAGUGAGCGUGGCAUCUCGACGACCAGCGCUUCGCCGACUCUCUCCUCGGACGACACCAUCGCCGCCUUUUACGCGCAGCUCGCCGUCUUCGAGGCGAAUUUGCAGGUCAAGGAUGUCAAGGGCAACCCCGAUCAGCCCACCAAGGGCUUCGUCGACAUCGACGCAGACGAUGGAGCCGGAGUACCCCUCCCGUACGACCCGUACUACAUCGAGGACUCUGCUCGUUGGACGGCGUGCGACCCCCGCAACGCCUCCUUCUCUGUUGAGCGGGAUCGGCUGUGCCAGGAGUACCUGCGCAAUCACAACAACAUGCGUAGUAUCAAGGCGAUGUCUUCGAAGCUUCUGCAGGGCCGCACCAUCAAGAUGCAAAUCACGUACGCGCACAACGGCCUCAGAACCAUUGUAAAGCUGUCGCAGCGAAAGUUUAUCUACGAGGCCGUCAGCGAGUACUGGGCCUACUCCUUUGACCGCGCGCUCGAGUUCAACCGGGUGCCAACAUCGGUGUUCGUGCCUAUUCCGCUGGACUACCUGCGAGUCGCCGUCGCUUACUCACCGCUUUUCUCACAGUGGUUCCACCGCUUCGUCGUCCUGUACAACUACACGAACCGCAACUUUGUCCAAUGCGCCUACUACACGCGGCAGGUGUCGGAGUGCAGCAUGGCGACGUUGCAGCUCUGGAUGAAGGAUGUCCACCCCGCGCUCGACACGUUUCUGGCCAUCCCAUACGAAAUCGACAACUCCUUCAUCCGCAAGUACUACAUUCCUGGCCACGAGCUCUUCGCCGGCACCAAGCGGGCACGGCUGCGCGCCGUUGGCGAGCUUCUCGAUCGCAGCGUGUUCGACUUUCUCAUCGGCAACACCGACCGCGGCACCAAUAACCACAACAACUUCGCUUACGGUGGGUGCAGCGCCGAAACGGAGUGCCAGCUGGAAAAGUCAGAGAACCGCAUCAAAGGUCUGGCCAAGUACGCCUACAUCGACCACGGAAGCAGUCUUUAUUCGCACAAGGAGCCGGUGGAGAAUCCGUUCUUCGGCAACGCCGACCGAGUAAGCAUCUGCCGCUUCCGCCGGUCCACCUUCGAGCAUCUCGCCAAGUACGCCUCCACCGAGGGCGCGCACUACCCUCUCAUUGAGCACGUCGAGCGCUCUGUACCGGCGGCUGCCUACGAAGUCAGCCACGAAUCCGUCAUUCGUAAAGUGCAGGUGCGCCUCGACAAGAUCGUGCACAUCAUCAACCGCUGCCGGGUCAAGUACACCGACAACGAGGUGUUCUCGAUGCCAGAGUACGACUCGGUGCGCAUUCCAGAGGAGGACGCAACGCUGGGUGACGAGUGGGACUGA
Molecule: messenger RNA, 1746 nt
Organism: Leishmania major strain Friedlin
Lineage: Eukaryota; Euglenozoa; Kinetoplastea; Trypanosomatida; Trypanosomatidae
Exons: 1
Coding region: 1-1746 (581 amino acids)
Source: RefSeq, a predicted model, not a curated record